AUAAUAGUUCAUUCCUCUUUCCUUUUUUUGUGUCCAGAUUUAGAUCUCUGUGGGCUACCUGCAUGACCGUUACCAUGACAGCAUCCGGAGCCCAACUCCUCCUGCUGGCCUUAUGUGUUUACAGAGGCUCGGGCCUGCAGCAGUCUGCUCCGCGGAUUCGCCUCUCCUUCAAAGAACUGAUGGACACAAGGGCAGCGCGGCCCUUCAGUUUCUCCUUCAACACCAGUGACUACCGCAUCCUCCUGAUGGAUCAGGAUCAGGGCCGUCUGUACCUGGGCAGCCGGGAGUACCUGGUGGCUCUGGACAUGCACAAUGUCAACAAGGAGCCACUCAUAAUCCACUGGCCAGCGUCUGCUAAGAGAAAGGGAGAAUGUCAGAUGACGGGAAAGGGAAAACAGGGUGAAUGUGCCAACUUUGUGCGGUUGAUAGAGCCGUGGAACCGGACCCACCUCUACACCUGUGGAACGGGGGCGUACCAGCCUAUCUGCACAUUCAUCAACAGAGGCUGGAGGGCAGAGGACUACCUGUUUAGGCUGGUCCCUGGGUAUAUGGAUUCAGGGAAGGGAAAAUGUUCCUACGAUCCAAAACAGGAGAACAUUGCAGUUCUGAUCGAUGGUAACCUCUAUGCAGGGGUCCAUAUUGACUUCAUGAGUACAGAUGCUGCUCUGUUUAGGACCAUGGGAGGGAGAACAGCUAUCAGGACGGAGCAGUACGACUCCAGGUGGCUCAACGAUCCUGUGUUUGUUCAGAUCCAGAAGAUCCCUGACAGUGCAGAAAGGAACGACGACAAGCUUUACUUCUUUUUCCGAGAGAAGAGUCUAGACUCGAGCGGCGGCGCGAGCCCCAGCGUUCUAGCCAGGGUGGGAAGAGUGUGUCUGAAUGAUGAAGGAGGCCAGAAGUCCCUGGUGAACCGCUGGACGACGUUCCUGAAGGCUCGCCUUAUCUGUUCAGUGAUAGGGGAAGAUGGAGUGGAGACACGAUUUGAUGAACUACGGGAUGUGUUUAUUCAGCCCACACAGGAUGAGCGAAACCCGAUGGUGUACGCUCUCUUCACUACAGCGGGCUCUGUGUUCAAGGGCUCAGCAGUCUGCGUGUACUCAAUGGCUGAUAUCCGCAAUGUCUUCAAUGGACCGUUUGCCCACAAACAUGGCCAUAACUACCAAUGGACAGAGUACACUGGCAAGAUUCCCUACCCACGGCCCGGGACGUGUCCAGGAGGAACCUUCACUCCUGGUGUCCGUUCCUCCAAGAACUUUUCAGAUGAGGCUGUGAAUUUCAUCCGAGCCCAUCCCCUCAUGAUCCAUCCAGUUUAUCCCAUCCACCGCCGUCCCCUGGUGGUGAGAACCGGCGUGGACUACCGAUUCACUGCCCUGGUGGUGGAUCAGGUGGAUGCAGUGGACGGACGCUACGAGGUGCUCUUCCUGGGGACAGAUCGAGGCACUGUCCAAAAAGUUAUAGUUUUGCCGAAGGACCCAACUAGCAUGGAGGAACUGACUCUAGAGGAAGUGGAGGUUUUCCGGUCAAGAGCUCCAGUCAAAACAAUGAAGAUAUCCUCUAAAAGACAACAGCUGUACGUGUCGUCAGACGCGGGGCUGACCCAGGUGUCGCUGCACCGCUGUGGUGUGUACGGCAGGGCCUGUUCUGACUGCUGUCUGGCUCGAGACCCCUACUGUGCCUGGGAUGGAGACAGCUGCUCUGCUUUCACUCCGUCCACCAAGAGGAGGAGCAGACGACAGGAUGUCAAACAUGGUGACCCACUGAGGCAGUGCAGGGGCUUUAACGCCAAAGUGGAGAAACGUCUAAGAGAAACGGUGCAGUUUGGGGUGGAGGGCAGCAGCACCUUCUUGGAGUGUCAGCCUCGCUCCCCUCAGGCCUCCGUCAAGUGGCUCUUCCAGAGGGAAGGAAAGAGGAAAGUGACUCCUGCUGUUUCAUUCCCUUUUGUGCAGCUCACCCGUGUGGGAGGUAUUCUGAAGACCAACCAUGGUAUCCUGCUGAAGUCUCUCAACCAAUCAGACGCGGGGCUCUACCACUGCCUCGCCACUGAGAACAACUUUAAACACACGGUGGUCCGUGUGGCGCUGCGCAUCCUGGAUCGAGACAUCGUUUUAGCUCUCACUGCUCAAGAUGAGGACGCGCCAAAGACUCUCCAAGCGGGACCUCACCAACAGUCAUCCAUCGUCUCCACACCCUUCCCGCCUGAGAUAAGACUGAUUAACCAGUACUGCCAGUCCUACUGGGAGCAACUCAGUCCCAAACAGCAGCAGCAGCGCAAGCGAACCAGCCGGAGGCACACAGAGGGCCAGGACCAAGGCCUCGGCUAGAGGAAGGGACGGACGCUGUCCUACACUGGCCUGUGUGGACUUUUAUGGUGGACUUUUAUGUUUGACAUGCAUGUUUGUGUGUCACCUCUAUUUAUUAGGCAGGUGAUGCUGUCAUGCUGUCGCUAAAGUACUAUAUUUGUGGUUUUAUAACUGUCGGCCUGCAAAAUACCAUAUUGUGUAUAUUUUACAUGAUCUGUGACCACUUCCCAAAGAAUACUGUACAUUUUUACAUUUUCCAUCUUUCAGCUAUCAGCUUGUGUUAGUUUGACAUAUAAAUCAACUUACAGACGUGACAGAAGAGUAUUAUGGCCAGGCAUAAGAAAUAACAUACCAGAGGAAGAAGUUUUUUUUUUUUUUUUUUUUUUUUUUUUGCAUUUUGAGAAUAAACUUUUGAAAAUUAAUCAAACUACUAGCGUCAUCGCAUAUACUCAAAUUUCAACUUUAUUCUCAUGAUGAAUAUGCCUGACCCUAAUAUUUUUUCAAGAUUGAUCACCUAUCGUAGGGAUCGUUUUAAACCUUAAAAUUAUUCAGGUGCUUGUGGAAAAAGCCCAGCAUCAGCACCUUGAGAAUCACUGUGGAAGAUCAAUGUUUUUAGUGCAAAAAAACAAUUUUCACAACAUCCGUAUUUGCUUAUUAUCUGUUUUCUAGGUUUGAUUUCCAACAAUAAAUCUUGCAAAAGCAGACAUUUUCGUCAACUGAUCCUUAACUUUUGGAUUGUCCUUGAGAGCACCAACAAAGAUGCGUUUUCUAAACUAGACUGCUCGUUGAGAUGGAUCGCAUAUUCCAUGUUUGUUUUGGAUAAUGGUAUGUGAUGUAAAGUAAAUGCAGCACGUAGUUAAUAGGCUUCAACAUGCAGAACCACAGGUAUGGUACUGUCAAUUAUCUUGAAACAGAAAUGUAAUAUAUUGAUUGUGAAUAUAAUAUAUAUGGUCAUUGGAUUACUCUUGUAUUGUAUGAAGUUAAUAUGAUGAUAAAGGCAUAUGUUGCAUGCAUGUGUUUGCAAGUUGUACAUUUUACUUGGUGUGUAAUGAUGUUUGUAUGCUGUAAAGUUUUCUGUUAAGCUAAUUCCAUUGGGUUUUGUCAUAUAAUGACUCCCCUACUGUCUUGUGCUCUAGUAUGUGAGUGUUGAUAUGUAUAGCAUACAGUGUUCUUCCAGUUAUGCACUUUGUCGGUGUUGGUAUUCGAGGGAAUUUGGGAUCUUUGCACAGAUGUAUGAGAAAAUGAAAAAGGAAAUUUUUUUUUUAUGUCCAGUAUGUUGUUAUAAAACUGGGAAUGGAACUGGCUCAGAUUUAGUAUUGGUUGUUGGUGUUCUGUCAUAUGCUGUAUUCACAGACUUUAAAAAAUGCUCUUUUUAGAGGAAGCGUAAGGAACAAGAUUUGUUUUCCAGUCAGCGCCACCAUUCACCGUCAUUGUAACACAGUGCUGUCACUAUGAUGAACCUACACUGGAACGUUCGAACAAAUAUAUAAACAUUUCAAAACUCUCA
This is a messenger RNA of Anarrhichthys ocellatus (wolf-eel), 3807 nucleotides long. RefSeq names its product semaphorin-3F-like. The transcript has 17 exons. Gene Ontology annotation, biological process: axon guidance; neural crest cell migration; semaphorin-plexin signaling pathway. The record is from RefSeq and is a predicted model, not a curated record. Gene Ontology annotation, cellular component: plasma membrane. NCBI's taxonomy places the organism in Eukaryota, Metazoa, Chordata, Actinopteri, Perciformes, Anarhichadidae. Bases 63 to 2321 code for a protein of 752 amino acids. Gene Ontology annotation, molecular function: chemorepellent activity; semaphorin receptor binding.